This is a messenger RNA of Hibiscus syriacus, 1568 nucleotides long. Its product is annotated as DNA-binding protein BIN4-like. The coding region runs from base 246 to 1394 and encodes 382 amino acids. Lineage: Eukaryota; Viridiplantae; Streptophyta; Magnoliopsida; Malvales; Malvaceae. The transcript has 12 exons. Gene Ontology annotation, molecular function: double-stranded DNA binding. Gene Ontology annotation, biological process: chromosome organization; DNA endoreduplication. The record is from RefSeq and is a predicted model, not a curated record. Gene Ontology annotation, cellular component: DNA topoisomerase type II (double strand cut, ATP-hydrolyzing) complex; nucleus.
UAUUCCUCCUUUUACCCACUUUCCGUCUGAAUUUCUUAUUCAGUGUUUGUUACUCUCUUUAAUCUAUUUUCUACACCCAGCACCGUUGCAUUACAGUUAAUUUGUUUGGCUUUAGGCUUUUAGGGUUUCCCUGUUAACAAUUUCUUUGGUGUCUUUGGAUUUUGUUUUGUGUUUUCGCAGCUUGUAAGUGCUGCUCAAGUCAUAAUUUGUAUUAUCUAAUACCAGGGAAGAUCAAUUGGUGAGGAAUGAACAGCUCCAGGGAAGAUUCUCCAGAUUGGCUGCGCUCUUUUCAGGCACCAACUUCUAAGUUGACAUUAUCUUCGGAUUCCGAUUCUUUGCCAAAUGGUAGCCCGCUCGGGGAGGAUAAAACUGAUGAUGAAGACAUCAUUCUACACAGGUCAUCAAAAUUGGAAAAGAAGAAUGUAAACAACGAUAAAGUAGAUCAAACACCUCGGGAAAAAAAUGAAAACCGAGGGAGUGAGGAGGAUGGAAAGGUUUCUUUGGAAGAAAUGUCCGAGAAAGACUUGGGGUCUCAUGCAGCAAAUCAUUCAAUUUGGACAUUGUCAUCGGAUUCAGAGUCUUCUCCUGGAAGGAAGGAGAAAGGGUCUUCAUCUCAAGAAAGUGGUGAGACCAGUGAUCCAGUUCUGACUGGCAGAAUUGAAAAGGCUCAACAAAAGAAGACAUCUAAAGGAAUAUCUCCGAAAAUGGGGGUAAAAAUUGGGGGUCAGACUCCCAAAAAGGAGAAGAAUGUGAAAGAUGGUGCAAAGGUUACAGAAAAUGAUGGUACUGUGGAAACAUCUGAGGAGGCAGCAUCGGAGAAGCACUUUGAACCUCAUGUUUCACCCUCAAGGUUGCCUUUGGUUCUGUCUGAUAAAGUUCAACGCUCAAAGGCACUUGUUGAGUGCGAAGGGGAUUCAAUAGAUUUGAGUGGCGAUAUAGGGGCCGUUGGUCGAAUUGUAGUUUCUGGUUCUGCAUCUGAAAAUCAUGAGAUGUUCUUAGACUUAAAAGGAACCAUAUACAAAACAACAAUAGUGCCUUCCAGAACAUUUUGCAUCGUUAGCUUUGGUCAGACUGAGGCUAAGAUAGAGGCUAUCAUGAAUGACUUCAUUCAGAUGAAGCCACAAUCCAAUGUUUAUGAAGCAGAAACAAUGGUGGAAGGAACACUAGAGGGCUUCUCGUUUGAUUCUGAAGAUGAAGCUGAGAAGAUGCCGAAGCAUCAAACUGAUCAAAAUGAGGAGAUUGAUGGGCAAAUGAAUGGGAAAUCCAAAGGAAGAGCAGAGAAAACAUAUAUGGCAUCCCGGAAGAGAGGUAAAACUGGUGGAGGAAAGUCGCAGCCAGCCAAGAAAGCAAGAAAGAAGACGGCCGUCUCGAAGAAACCCAAGGCCAAGAAAUGAAUGAGAAGACAAGCCAAUGCUUUGCCAAUGAUGGUUGGUAUCAUUGUAUUAGCAUCUUUCACGACUCUGAAUCACAUCCCAUAGCUAGAAUGUUUUCUGUUUUUUUCACUAAUCAUACGCAAACGUAAUAUUAUUGAAUGCCCACAAUCUUAAAAUAAGUAUUUUUUAUUUUAA